AUGUAUAUGGACAUACACAUUAUUAUUAUUAUUACUUUCAUAGUAAAUAAUGACAAGGUGGAAGAGAAGGCCGGACCCGAGCUGCGUCACCAGGCCCUGGAGCUGCAUCACCAGGCCCUGGAGCUGCGUCACCAGGCCCUGGAGCUGCGUCACCAGGCCCUGGAGCUGCGUCACCAGGCCCUGGAGCUGCGUCACCAGGCCCUGGAGCUGCGUCACCAGGCCCUGGAGCUGCGUCACCAGGCCCUGGAGCUGCGUCACCAGGCCCUGGAGCUGCGUCACCAGGCCCUGGAGGUGCGUCACCAGGCCCUGGAGCUGCGUCACCAGGCCGGACCCGAACUGCGUCACCAGGCCCUGGAGCUGCGUCACCAGGCCCUGGAGCUGCGUCACCAGGCCCUGGAGCUGCGUCACCAGGCCCUGGAGCUGCGUCACCAGGCCCUGGAGCUGCGUCACCAGGCCCUGGAGCUGCGUCACCAGGCCCUGGAGCUGCGUCACCAGGCCAUGGAGCUGCGUCACCAGGCCCUGGAGCUGCGUCACCAGGCCCUGGAGCUGCGUCACCAGGCCCUGGAGCUGCGUCACCAGGCCCUGGAGCUGCGUCACCAGGCCCUGGAGCUGCGUCACCAGGCCCUGGAGGUGCGUCACCAGGCCCUGGAGCUGCGUCACCAGGCCCUGGAGGUGCGUCACCAGGCCCUGGAGCUGCGUCACCAGGCCCUGGAGCUGCGUCACCAGGCCCUGGAGCUGCGUCACCAGGCCCUGGAGCUGCGUCACCAGGCCCUGCGUCACCAGGCCCUGGAGCUGCGUCACCAGGCCCUGGAGCUGCGUCACCAGGCCCUGGAGCUGCGUCACCAGGCCCUGGAGCUGCGUCACCAGGCCCUGGAGCUGCGUCACCAGGCCCUGGAGCUGCGUCACCAGGCCCAGCUGCGUCACCAGGCCCUGGAGCUGCGUCACCAGGCCCUGGAGCUGCGUCACCAGGCCCUGGAGCUGCGUCACCAGGCCCUGGAGCUGCGUCACCAGGCCCUGGAGCUGCGUCACCAGGCCCUGGAGCUGCGUCACAGGCCCUGGAGCCGUCACCAGGCCCUGGAGCUGCGUCCACAGGCCCUGGAGCUGCGUCACCAGGCCCUGGAGCUGCGUCACCAGGCCCUGGAGCUGCGUCACCAGGCCCUGGAGCUGCGUCACCAGGCCCUGGAGCUGCGUCACCAGGCCCUGGAGCUGCGUCACCAGGCCGGACCCGAGCUGCGUCACCAGGCCCUGGAGCUGCGUCACCAGGCCCUGGAGCUGCGUCACCAGGCCCUGGAGCUGCGUCACCAGGCCCUGGAGCUGCGUCACCAGGCCCUGGAGCUGCGUCACCAGGCCCUGGAGCUGCGGCCCUGGAGCUGCGUCACCAGGCCCUGGAGCUGCGUCACCAGGCCCUGGAGCUGCGUCACCAGGCCCUGGAGCUGCGUCACCAGGCCCUGGAGCUGCGUCACCAGGCCCUGGAGCUGCGGCCCUGGAGCUGCGUCACCAGGCCCUGGAGCUGCGUCACCAGGCCCUGGAGCUGCGGCCCUGGAGCUGCGUCACCAGGCCCUGGAGCUGCGUCACCAGGCCCUGGAGCUGCGUCACCAGGCCUGA
Procambarus clarkii (red swamp crayfish) is the source of this 1605-nucleotide messenger RNA. NCBI's taxonomy places the organism in Eukaryota, Metazoa, Arthropoda, Malacostraca, Decapoda, Cambaridae. The record is from RefSeq and is a predicted model, not a curated record.